AUGCUGCGAAUGGUCGGUUUUCUGGGAUUAUCUGGUCUCAAUAAGCUUGUAUCUGAGCCGAAGCCUCGUUGGAAUGUUGAUAAGGACGAUUGGGAUCUCUUUGCGGAGGUGUUCGAGUCAAAAAUUGGGGAUUCUAAACCCACGGGGAAUGUUGAUAGAGAUUUUGUUACGUAUCGCAGGGCUAUGACAUUGAGAGCGAUCCCGCGUGGCAAGGUUUUCAAUUACUCCGCCUCCUAUAAGGACCCUGAAGUUCGUGAGGCUGUCUCUAAGAGACAGAGCGCCAGUGAAGCUUAUAGAUUAAAUCCUACAGUAGAAAAUCAUGCUGCCGAUAAGAAGGCUAGGGAAAGGGCAGAGAGGCUAACAUGCAAGGCUCAGACAUGCAAAGAGAGACUACAAGUGCCCGGGAAGAAAUAUCUUUUGCGUGGUGAGAAGACUGUGGUGAAUGAGAAAGAUAUAGCUGACACAUUAGCCAGUCAUUAUGAGAGAGUAUCGACUUGUGCUGCAAAGCUGCUGAGCGGACUCUUCAAGGCUUGA
Molecule: messenger RNA, 534 nt
Organism: Perkinsus marinus ATCC 50983
Lineage: Eukaryota; Perkinsozoa; Perkinsida; Perkinsidae
Exons: 4
Coding region: 1-534 (177 amino acids)
Source: RefSeq, a predicted model, not a curated record